CUUCGUGACACAAGCAACUAUUUAUAAUCGCUACGUUCAUUCGACAUAACCUUCUUGUAUACAGAUUUGAGACUGCUUUGACAGAAACAGUAGGUGCGAAAGCAACAAUCGAUCUGCACAUCGAUCAUCGCAAUUAUCGUAAAUAUUUUGAGAAUCGACGAAGACAUAACAGCUAUCUUACUUAUCGAUUGUUACCGUACGAUGGUACGAAUAAAGCAAAAUAACGGACAUAUUCUCCGAUAGUGAAUUAACAGUGAUAUUUUUUUAAAUUCAUCAAAACUGAUUUAUAUUACGUUUUACGAAGUUGAUGCUUCUUUAUUUUUUGUCAAGAUGGAUUAAGUCAUAAAUUCCAUUUUAAUUUUAUGGCGUGUGGACAGUACGACGUGAACGCAAUUUGUUACAUAAAAGGCCGAGGACGUUUACCGAUAAUGUACACGGACUUGUAUAGAUCAAAAUUUAUAUCGACGGAUUUCAAUGAACAUAGAAUGUGUAUGCUUUCGAGAUCCGUGCUUUCGCGGAAUCUUCUGUUGCAAACAACCGUUUUGGCGUUGAUCUACGUUGAUUUGGGUUACCAGUUACUGUCAUUGCUCAAUCUACCAGCACUUUCUACCGAGGACAAGCUGGAAUACCAGUUCUACCCUGUCGCUAGUGGGCAGAUCCAGUUUCGCGUAAAAGCAGCAAACGAUGCUCACAUUGCUCUUACUACCGGCCCUAGCGAGGGAGAACCGAUGUACGAGGUGUUCAUUGGUGGUUGGAGCAACAGCAAGUCGGUGAUCCGUAAGAACAGAACCAAACCUGAGGCUGCUGAAGUAGAUACUCCUGGUAUCCUGAGUGCUGAUGAAUUUCGUGGAUUUUGGAUUAGAUGGAGCGACGGUGUGUUGUCAGUAGGUAGAGAAGGCGAACCAAGUUCGUUCCUUACAUAUGCCGAUCCUUCGCCAUUUGGAAUCGGUUACUUUGGAGUGUGUACCGGUUGGGGUGCGUCUGGUGAAUGGUUGAUCGAAGGACACGGCACCCUGUUAACCCGGGACGAGUUAGUGUACCAGUUUCGUAACGUAAGAAGCGGUUCGCUUUUCCUUGAGGUGAAGGCCAAGAGCAACGCGCAUAUUGCCUUGACCAACAAGAAAGGCGAUUCGAGUCCGAUGUACGAAAUCAUGCUCGGUGGUUGGGAGAACACCGCAUCAGUCAUCAGAUACGAUCGCAAACAGCCUGACAAGGUGCGCGUGAACACGCCAAACCUGCUGAACGAGAAUGCAAUGAAGAAGUUCACGAUCACUUGGCUCGACGGCCUUAUCACGGUCAGGGCUGGUGAUCUAAACGGUUCUAAGAUCAUGGAAUGGCAGGAUCCUAAGCCAAUUGGUAUCAGUUACAUAGGCGUGCGCACCGGUUGGGGCGCAACCGGAAAAUGGAAACUUCGAACUGCACAGUACCCACCUCGUUCAGCUGAUACUUCCAAACAUGUGAACCCAUCUGCUCCACCACCACCGGUGCAAGGUUUGGAAAUGGGUGCCACUUGCUGGUGCGACGCCUCAGGUGGAAUGAUACCUCCAGCAGCUGUCGAAGGAGGAAAAGACGACGAACCAUUGUAUGUAGGCAGAGCUUACCACGAAGGUGCUCUUCUACCUGGUAAAGUGAAACCAGGACAUUCUGUCUGUUACGUUGCUUGGGGCGGCAGUGAACACGGAAAGAGUGAAUAUCAGGUUCUUUGCGACUGCAACCCUCAGUGGGUACCAACAAGCGGAAACAACAUUCCUCCUAAUGCAAUUCCGGGUGGUGAAACCGAAGACGGAGAACCACUUUAUGUCGGUCGUGUGCAUCACGAGGGUACAUUGACGAUCGGCAAGGUGCAACCUUCCCACAGUGUUUGCUAUAUACCAUUCGGUGGUGCCGAAGUCGCUUUCCCCGAUUACGAGAUUAUGGUUUCGCAGUAAUUAAUGAAGCUUCAACACCACCGGAAAAGACUAGAGUCAAAAGUUACACCGAUUUCGAUGAAUUUGUUUAAAAAUCUUGACCGCUUAAAGUGGCUUUAUUUUCGAAAUGCGCGAGACGUACAAUCAACUAUCGGAGUUCAGAAUACGCAGUAUGUUGUGCGUACUAUUUAUAGCUAUUUUGCGAAAUAGAUGUUUCGUCCAGUAAUCGAAUCUCUAUAAUUCUCAAUAUUUUUAAGAAAAAUAAAGGAGGAUGUAGUUGAGAAUCUCAUAUGUGUGCAAACUAGUCUAGAUACCGAUGAGCGGAUAUUUUCAUUCACAUUCAUUGAUCAGUCGGUGUACAAUGGGUGUAUACUUCCGCACAGAACAUAACUGAAAUCACGAUAUGUAGGCGCAGAUCAAACUGGCAUUGUACGUGUAGCUUGGCUAUAUAUAAUAAUUAUCGGCCUCGUGUGACUGUUAUUAAUUCCUAUCGGAUACUAUACGGUUACAUAUAUUACUUGUGCGUUCAGCGAGGGCAUCGUAAAAAUGUGCAUUCGAUAGUCACAUAGUUUUUUAACACACAGCAGUUUUUGCUUCCUUCAAAUCGUUAUUUUUAGAUUCUGUAUUGUUACAAAAUAAAUACUUCCAAAAUAAAAUGGUGCAGAUAUUUUACGUUGAA
Megachile rotundata (alfalfa leafcutting bee) is the source of this 2586-nucleotide messenger RNA. RefSeq lists its product as uncharacterized. Lineage: Eukaryota; Metazoa; Arthropoda; Insecta; Hymenoptera; Megachilidae. The record is from RefSeq and is a predicted model, not a curated record.